Fulvia fulva is the source of this 903-nucleotide messenger RNA. RefSeq lists its product as uncharacterized. Gene Ontology annotation, molecular function: structural constituent of ribosome. The transcript has 2 exons. The record is from RefSeq and is a predicted model, not a curated record. Bases 1 to 903 code for a protein of 300 amino acids. Gene Ontology annotation, biological process: translation. Gene Ontology annotation, cellular component: mitochondrion; ribosome. NCBI's taxonomy places the organism in Eukaryota, Fungi, Ascomycota, Dothideomycetes, Mycosphaerellales, Mycosphaerellaceae.
AUGGCACUACCGCUCCGAACAAGGUCGAUACCUCAAUGCUCGGCUUGCAUCCGCAGCUAUGCUUGGGCACCAUUCGCGGACACCACUACAGCGCCUGCUACAGCAUUGGGACAGCAUGUUCGAGGAAAGAAGAAGCUCGCGAACCUUUCGGGCACGAGGACUGCAAGACUACUGAAAGAUGUGCCUGGGUAUGGCAGGAGAGGCGCCAUCAUUCCCAUCGCAUCGGGUGAAAUGCGCAACAAGUUCUUCCCGCGCCGCAUCGCCGAAUACGUGACACUGCCCGAGCUUCGAACGAUCAAAGCGAACAACAUCCCUAUAGCGCGAGACUAUACUUUCGGAAAGGAAGAGCCGCUGCCAGAGGUUGCAACCAGUGAGACUGGAGCAUCAGGCAUCGCGAUCAAUGCCUCGGAGCCAACGAGGACACCGAAGAAACACGAAGUAGAAAAGCUAUCUCCCGAGCGAAGUAUAGAGCUCUUGGAGAUCUUCGUCAACCCUCGACUUGACUUCUACCGCCAGCCCAUCAUUGAAGAGAAGGAGCUGGAAGAAGAGGCGCCAGCUGCACCUAAGAUCAAGGAGAGACAACGAACAGCCUCGAGCGCUGCGGCAGAUCUACUAGCUGCACGUAUGCAGGCACCGAAAGAGCCGCCGAAGCCAGCAGGUCCGCAGGCUAUCUAUGGAUCUGUGAGCACGUAUGAUAUUUUAGUUGCUGUUCGGGUGGCCAUUGCAGAGAACGAUGAAGCAGCGAGAGUCAUUCUGGCGGAAGGUGAUAUCAGGUUCAUGGACGAGGAGGCUAGAGCUGAGGGUAAAGUGAAGCAUGUUGGUGACUUCACCAUCGAGAUCAAGGUCAAGGGUGCCGAGCGAGGCGUGAAGAGGACUGUGAGAGUUGUGCCGCAGGAAGCAUAA